AUGUUCUCUUCUAGAUUUAGCUGUUCCAGCUGUAAGGCAAAAUCAAUCAUGCUGUUAUUGAUAAGAUCGCUGGCUGUGCUAUUAGUGUCGUUUAUGAGGCCCUGCUCUAUUUGGAUGUUUGUGAAGUGCGCAUCUGAAGAGAGGUGGUCGAAGUAUCCUGACAUGUGUGUGUGUGUGUGUUUGUGUGUGUGUGUGUGUUUUGUUUUCGCUUUAUUAUUUAUUUUAUUAAUCUGUUAUCUUGCAAGUGACAGUGAUUCAAAAAUAGCUAGAUCACUAAAAGAUAUUGAAUAUGAUAUCAUCACUCGCACAUGCACGACUUUUUGCAAAGCGGGGGAAGCAAGAACCGGUGCGGGAGAGCCACAAACACGUUGUGGCUCUCCCAUUUCCGCACAUCCCUCCACCAAGGGCCACACGAACAGCGUGUCCAACACGUCGCGCAAGAAGCCUAAGCAUAGCACUAAGCCAUUCAUCCUCACCUCGCCGAAGAUGACACAUCCUGCUCUUACAGAUGAUCGAUCACGGCCCACCACAAAAAGUUCCUAG
Messenger RNA from Saccharomyces eubayanus, 543 nucleotides. RefSeq lists its product as uncharacterized. The record is from RefSeq and is a predicted model, not a curated record. The transcript has a single exon. Bases 1 to 543 code for a protein of 180 amino acids. Lineage: Eukaryota; Fungi; Ascomycota; Saccharomycetes; Saccharomycetales; Saccharomycetaceae.